GCGUAGAUGAGUUUGUGGUCGUUUCGGUUGUGAGCAGCUUUUAACGCUGAAGAAGUGUGAUUCAAACUAAUUGAUAAUUAUAUGUAUACCUUUUUUUUGCUAUACAAGUCAAACUAUCGUACAUUAUUACUGCUAACAAAUACGUUUGUUUAAUUAUUAUUUUUUUGUUGGUAAAGUGCGUUUUCGUUUAAGAGCGCACUGGAGUUACAAUCCGACAGCAAUGGCGAGAGGAUCGAGUUUGAAAACAUUGUCUUCUGCGUUCCUAGGUUUUUUACUAGCAGCCACGGCUUCAUCAUAUUCAAUAACCACCAAGUCGGAAAAAGUUUCAGUCCCGGAAAACGCAGCUGCUGACCUGUCAUGCGAGUAUAGCGCUGAUUUUGGUAACCCCAGAAUUGAGUGGAAAUUUGCGAGCAGCAAAGGAAUUGUAUUUGUCUUCUACAACAACGAACCAACAGCGGCGUACAAGGGCCGCAUUGAACAGUACACUGGUGGACUUCGCUUCAGUAAGGUUACGCGGAAUGAUAAUGGAGUCUACACGUGUGAAGUGACUUCUCCUGGAGGCUAUGCGGAAAAGAACAUCGAACUCCUAGUGCAAGUGCCUCCCUCCCCUCCGGUCUGCAGGGUGCCCACCUCGGUGACCACGGGAUCGCAGGUCACUCUCACCUGUUCCGAUAAGGAUGCCUCACCAAAGCCCACUUACCAGUGGUUUAGAAACAAGGUUCUUGUCCCAAACUCGCCAAAACAAAUCCCAGCCUUCCAGAACUCCUCCUACACGUUCGACCCCUCAACAGGGACUCUGACAUUUCAACCUGUGGCGAAAAUCGACUCCGGGGAAUAUUACUGCCAAGUACAAAAUGGAGUUGGGCAGCCUAGCACAUGCGGAGCUGUGCGAAUGGAAGUAGGGGAUGUGAAUGUCGGGGGGAUCGCCGCCGCAGUCAUUGUAGUGCUGCUGCUGAUUGCUGUGAUUGCAUUGGCUGUCUGGUACGCGAACCGCAAAGGCUAUCUGCCCAAACAAAGGGAAAGAAAACCUAAAGUGGUGUACAGUGUGCCUCCAGUUAGAGACACUGACCCAGGAGAUGAUGUCGAUUUCAGACAGAAGUCUUCCUUUUUGGUGUGAUCUCUUCUCAUGGACAGACUCUGGUCAUCACAAACUGUUCUGUAACUUAUUUUAGAUUUUCUGUAAAGAACCAAUGCAACUCCCCCCCCCCCCCCCCCCCCCGUGUUGGAUUUUGUUUGGUAAAAUUCGAAAGUCUUUUUAUUGUUUUUUGUUUAUUGCAGUGUUAUCAUGUGUGAUGAGGGGUCCCGGUUUUAUAAAAUGUAGUGCUGCAUCUCACGGUUCCCAGUUUCGAACACAAUAUUCCUAAAAUGAGUUUAGAACUUAGAACCGAUUUUUUAGAAUCUGUUCAAACGGUGCUGUAACCCUGCAAAAGACACGACACCCAACUUAGGAAGAACGGAGUCAUUGUUUUAUUUUGUAUUCCGAUUUUAAAUUAAACGGGUAAAACAAAAUCAAAUUCCAAGUUUUAAGAUGGAUUCACACGUCCCAUUAGUUAACUAUGAAGACAAAUCCAUAAGCUGAAACUUUAAUAAAUGAUGCUCGUAAAGAAGCCAUCACUUUCACAUGGUAGAAAGAGGCACCAGAAACAGACAGCUGGACUCUAGUAGCACACCUUCCUAAAAUUACCCUAUUUUUAACACUGCACUGGUGCUCUGCGCGUGUAGAUAGUAGACGAGGCAUUUUAAAUAUGUGAAUGUUUGGGGAAUUUUGGUAAUGAUUUGUUUUUUAAAUAAUUUAUGUGUUGCGGGUAUACUAUACAUUUCUCAGUCUUGUUGGUUGAAAGUUUUUCUCUUUAGGGACCAGAACAAUAACUUUUGUAAUUAUGGAUUUUAGUAGUUGUGGUGAAUUUUUAAUGUGUACAGGACCUUUUUUCUUAAUGUGUUUUUUGUUUUUAUUUUUUUUUGCAGUAAUGUGAAUUGAAACUACACUAGGUAAAACUUCAGGUGUUUGUAAAAAUAUAAACUUAAUAAAAUGACUCUCUUUCUAAUAA
Messenger RNA from Polyodon spathula (Mississippi paddlefish), 2048 nucleotides. Its product is annotated as junctional adhesion molecule A-like. Gene Ontology annotation, cellular component: bicellular tight junction. Gene Ontology annotation, biological process: intestinal absorption; cell adhesion; establishment of endothelial intestinal barrier. The coding region runs from base 221 to 1117 and encodes 298 amino acids. Lineage: Eukaryota; Metazoa; Chordata; Actinopteri; Acipenseriformes; Polyodontidae. The record is from RefSeq and is a predicted model, not a curated record. The transcript has 10 exons.